This is a messenger RNA of Salvia splendens (bonfire salvia), 3432 nucleotides long. Its product is annotated as probable leucine-rich repeat receptor-like serine/threonine-protein kinase At3g14840. Bases 271 to 3243 code for a protein of 990 amino acids. Gene Ontology annotation, biological process: protein phosphorylation. The transcript has 24 exons. Gene Ontology annotation, molecular function: protein binding; ATP binding; protein kinase activity. Lineage: Eukaryota; Viridiplantae; Streptophyta; Magnoliopsida; Lamiales; Lamiaceae. The record is from RefSeq and is a predicted model, not a curated record.
AAGUUUUGUUAUUUGGGUUCAAGAUAUUAUUUAAUUUUGAUUAUUUUGGUUGCUCAAAUACAAACUAGACAACAUAACUUUUCUCCGCAGUCGCUUAUCUUCUACACACCCUCCCUCUCCCUUCCAUCUCGCUUCCUAAUUUUGGACUCUAUAUUCUCACGCCCCCUCUUCCUCUCUCCAAUCCAAAUUUUGGACUUGCGAUAUGCAAGAAUGAUAUCAUUUUGCUAGAAAUCGAUCAACAUUCUUCUUCAUUUCUGUUUCGGAGUCAAAAUGUUAAGUUUUUGGAGGUUGUUUAUUGCGUUAAUUUUGCUGGCGAGCUUGGUUUCCGGAGCAGCUGUUUUGCCCCCUGAUGAAGUGGAAUCGCUGAGGGUAAUAGCGAAGAGGUUAGGGAAGACGGAUUGGGAUUUCAGCGUGGAUCCAUGCAGCGGGUUGUCGGGUUGGGCCACCCUGAAUCCGGUUAGAGGCACCGAAAAUGCACUCACUUGCAACUGCACAUUCGAUAAUACUACUACCUGCCAUGUCACAAGCAUAAUUCUGAAGGCCCAGAACCUUAAUGGAUCAAUCCCACCCGAGCUCGUCAGACUUCCAUUCCUUCAAGUGAUUGACCUCACUCGGAACUACCUCAACGGCAUCAUCCCUCCAGAAUGGGGUUCCAUGAAUCUUGUAAAUAUUUCUAUGUUCGGAAACCGUAUAAGUGGUUCGAUACCAAAAGAGCUCGCCAACAUCACUACACUCCAAGAGCUUGUUUUGGAGGGCAAUCAGUUGACUGGAACCAUUCCUCCCGAGUUGGGGAAUUUUCCUCAAAUCCGUAGAUUGCUGUUUGCUUCCAACAAUCUAACCGGAGAGUUACCCACAAGUCUAGCAAAAUUGGCCACUUUGACAGACUUUCGUAUUAGCGAUAAUUAUUUCAAAGGAAGCAUACCGAAUUUUGUUCAGAACUGGACAAAUAUGGAAAGACUAGCGAUUCAGGCUAGUGGUCUAGCUGGGCCAAUCCCUUCUGGUAUUGCUUCCUUAACCCAAUUGACUGACCUGAGAAUCAGCGACUUGAAUGGGAAUGAUUCAAGUUUACCAUCUCUUAGUCCAUUGAAAAAUAUAAAGAAUCUGAUAUUGAGAAGUUGCAAUAUUGUCGGGACGUUGGCAGAGUCUAUUGGAGAUUUGACGACACUUAAAGUAUUAGAUCUAAGUUACAACAAAUUAACAGGACCAAUUCCCGAGAGCUUUGUUCACCUAUCAAACACGGACUUCGUCUAUUUAACUGGGAAUUCUCUGAGUGGGCCGCUGCCAGCUUGGAUGCUGAAAGACGGGGACAGAAUUGACUUGUCUUACAACAACCUUACAUCUGGAAGCUUACCAGCAGAGUGUCGGCCGCGUAACCUAAACCUGUUUGCCAGCUCGAAAGGAAACACCAUCGGUGUUGCUUUGUGCUUAAGUAGAACCUGUGAGAAAAAGUAUCACUCUCUCCACAUAAACUGUGGAGGAGGACAUGAAGUGGAUGACAAAGGAUCUAGCUACGAUGAGGAUACAAAUUCUGGUGGGCCUUCGGAUUUCUACUUAGGUAGGACAAACUGGGGAUUCAGCAGCACUGGUCACUUCUUGGAUGAUGAUCGCCCUACAGACUCCUUCACCUGGCAAAAUACCUCAAGCAUUUCUGGACAGAACGAGAAGCUCUACAGAAAUGCACGCCUUUCUCCCCUCUCGUUGACAUACUAUGGAUUUUGUUUGAUGAAUGGAAACUACACAGUAAACCUUCACUUUGCGGAGAUCAUGUUUACUGACGACAGAACAUAUAGUAGCCUCGGAAGGCGUGUAUUUGACGUCUACAUUCAGGGAAAGCUGGUGCUGAAGGAUUUCGACAUUGAACUCGAAGCAGGAGGAGUGAACAAGCCACUCACUAAAAACUUCACUGCAGUUGUUACUGAUACUACCUUGGACAUUCACUUCUACUGGGCUGGAAAGGGUACAAGUGGCAUUCCUGUUCGAGGAGUCUAUGGUCCUCUCAUUUCAGCCAUAUCCGUUGAUCCUAACUUUACGCCCCCGUCAGAAGGUGGAAGCAGUAUUUCCGGAGGUGUUAUAGCUGGUAUAGUGGUAGGAGUUCUCUCCGCAGUCAUUUUAGUUCUUGGUAUUCUCUGGUGGAAGGGAUGUUUCAAACGUAAAGACUCGAUGCAUGAUGAUUUAAAGGGUUUAGACCUUCACACCGGAACAUUUACCCUAAGGCAAAUCAAAGCUGCUACAAACAACUUUGAUCCUGCUAAUAAGAUCGGUGAAGGUGGUUUUGGUCCCGUAUUCAAGGGCAUUUUAUUAGACAACACAGUCAUUGCUGUGAAGCAGCUUUCUUCCAAAUCAAAACAAGGGAACCGCGAAUUCAUAAAUGAAAUAGGCAUGAUUUCUGCUCUACAACACCCUCAUCUUGUUAAGCUGUACGGAUGCUGUAUCGAAAGCAAUCAGUUGUUGCUUGUGUACGAGUAUUUGGAAAACAACAGCCUUGCUCGCGCACUAUUUGGUCCAGAAGAUCAGCAAUUGCAUCUGGACUGGCCUACGAGGCACAAGAUCUGCAUCGGCAUAGCAAGAGGUUUGGCCUACCUCCACGAGGAAUCAAGACUGAAAAUCGUCCAUCGUGACAUCAAGGCCACAAACGUGCUUCUCGAUAAAGACCUAAUACCUAAGAUAUCUGAUUUCGGACUUGCCAAGCUUGACGAAGAUGAUAAUACUCAUAUAAGCACGCGCGUUGCUGGAACAUUUGGAUACAUGGCCCCUGAAUACGCGAUGCGAGGCUAUUUGACAGACAAAGCAGACGUAUACAGCUUCGGAGUAGUUCUGUUGGAAGUCAUCAGUGGAAAGUGCAACACCAGUAUCAAGACCAAGAAUGAAUGCUUUUAUCUUCUUGAUUGGGUCAAUACUUUGAAGAAGAGUGGGAAUCUGAUUGAGCUAGUGGACACAAGACUAGGCUCGGACUUCAACAAAGAAGAAGCGAUGACGGCCAUCAACGUGGGGCUCCACUGCACGAAUGCAGAGGCCGCGGAGAGGCCAAGCAUGUCGACAGUGGUGAGCAUGCUCGAGGGAAAGGUGGGCGUUCAGCACUUCGCCUCAGACAUGAAUGUCUCGGUUGGGAAGGUGAAGGCUGAGGAGGCCGUAGAGGUGCAGAGUAUAUCCACGGAUGUGCCGUGGACCGGCUCCUCGGCAUCCACUGCUGAUCUCUAUCCAGUCACAGUGGAUACUGAGUACUGGGAGAAGCGAGGUCUCUAAAUUUGUUAACUAUAUAUGUUUGUUUGUUCUGUCAAUCAAUUCAACGUGAUAAAUGCCAGACUUUCCUUUUUUUUAUAAUUUCAAAAUUGAUCAUUCGUCCCAAGAUAGUUGAGUCGUAUUCUUUUUUAUGGAUUGUCCCAAAAUAAUUGAGUUAUUUCAUUUUUAUCAAAAAUAUUAUCAUCUCUCAUA